GUAUUGCGCAGCUCACGAGAUGUCGUGCUGGGUCGCGCCCUAUUUUGCCAACGGCUCCAUCAACUACUAUGCCAGCUGGACAGAAACCUGCGCCAACACCACGGAUGGCUGUCCCUGCCACUCGACCUGGGAGAAGCAGUGCACCUCGCAGGGCUACAAGUACUGUGUGUCCAUCUUCGAUGAGU
Messenger RNA from Symbiodinium pilosum, 185 nucleotides. Lineage: Eukaryota; Dinophyceae; Suessiales; Symbiodiniaceae. The record is from the annotation of a GenBank genome assembly.